Belonocnema kinseyi is the source of this 2192-nucleotide messenger RNA. RefSeq names its product ketohexokinase-like. The transcript is spliced from 5 exons. The record is from RefSeq and is a predicted model, not a curated record. Lineage: Eukaryota; Metazoa; Arthropoda; Insecta; Hymenoptera; Cynipidae. The coding region runs from base 255 to 1436 and encodes 393 amino acids.
AUCUUUGGUUUAGGUUAUGAUCGCGAACAUCGUGUUGUGAUUGUUUAAAAAAUUAUGUGAAAUUUACAGCAUAAUGUUGUAAAAAUGAGUUAAAAUCAGUGCUUAAAUUAGAAGCUAAUUUAAUUGAUCAUCAAACGAGAGUAUUUUUAAAACCGAUUCUUGAAGCAUAUCUGAAUCAAGAAUUAUUCCCGCAGGCUAGAGUGGCAUUGUGAAUCUUGAGUGAAAUUUAGAAUAAAUUUUAGCCGCUGUCAAAGAUGCCGACAGAUUCAUCUACAGAGAGAAGUGAAUGCUCUAGUGAACAAGAACCAUCCCUUGAAUCCAGUGAUUCCAGUGAAUCCAGCGAAACCAGUGAAACCAGUGAACCCUUAAGUUUGUUGCAACCAGAACUUAAGAAAAAAAUUCUAUGUGUGGGAUUAUGUCGUACAGACAUUAUUCAAAUAUGCCGAGAAUUUCCUGACGAAUAUUCCGAACUCGAGUGUACUGAUUGUAGGUGGCAAAGAGGAGGCAACGCUUCGAACACUUGUACAGUCCUUGCUCAAUUCGAUGUUCAAGUUGAGUUUCUAGGCACUCUUUCUGGCGAAGAGCCAAGAUUACACAACCUUAUAGGUGAUAUGGAGGAACACCACAUUGAGCAUUCACACUGCCGGACUAUACCCAAUACUAAAAGUCCCAUUUCUUCAAUUUUAGUCAAUAAAAGCAACCACUCUCGUACAGUCUGGAACUACAAUCCGAAUCUACCUGAACUGACUAUCAACGAAUUCAAUCGACUCAAUUUAAAUGAUUAUAGCUGGAUCCACUUUGAGGGUCGAAACGUGAAUAACGUUGUGCAAAUGAUGAAAGCAAUACACGAUCACAAUACGGCGAUGAGAAGAGACGAAGAUAGAGUAGUCAAUAAUCCCAUAGUUGUUAGUCUCGAAGUCUAUAAAGAAAUAUCAGGAAUCUGCCAAUUGCUGCCAUUUGCCGAUGUAGUUUUUAUUGGAGAAAAGUUUAUGGAUUCCGAGGAGUCUAGAAAUAUGACCAAGACUUUGGAUUACAUCAAUAAAGUUGACGUGAAACCUGGAGCCAUACUGAUCUGUGCUUUUGAUGAGAGGGGAGCUCUGGGCCGUGCCCCAAACGGUGAAUAUUUACAGUGUCCAGCCCAACCACCCAGGCCAAUUGUAGAUAUUUUUGGUGUCAGUGACACUUUCAACGCGGCCAUGAUUUAUUUCCUUUAUCAGGAGAAUAUUUCCUACCGAGAUAUGUGGGACGAUCCGGAAGAUGAGGAGCAGAUAAAUGUAGAUAAGCAAUGUCCGCUGGAAUUUAUUGACCCAGGUAUUCUCUAUCAAGCUCUCGUUUUUGCUUGUCGUUUGUCUGGGGCGAAAAUGGGAUUCAAAGGAUUUAGGCAGUUGAGGGACCUGUACGAGGGAUUUGCUGUCCAUCGAGAAAUAAGAUUGUGAUAAUUUUUCAGCUUCGAGGCUAUGAAGGUGAAUUAUUCUAAGAGUCUUAUAAAAAGAAAUUAAGAAUUUAUGGGUGUUUCUUUUCUUUUUUUCUUUUUUUUUCUUUUUUUUUUUUGAGAUGAGUUUAUAGUUUCUUUUUAUAAACUCGAGGAUAAAAGCAUAAAUUAAUUUGCUAAGUACUGAUGAGAUCAAAGAAUUUAGAUAGUAUUAUCGAGAUAGGAAGUUUAGUUUUAUGUAUUGAUUUAAAGACGUUUUUAAAUCGUGACGACAUUAUUUUCGUAAAUUUUAUUUAAUUUGGACACAGCGCUUUUGUGAACUUUUCUAAGUUGUAGAGUUGUAGAUUGCAAUAUAUAUUUUUUUACAAACAACUCUCGUGCCUUCGUUUCAGAUGAUUUCCGAGUGUGCAAACUAUACGUAAUUUUAUAUUCGCAGCAAAUGCCGAACAGUAGUGUGUACAUAAUCCGACUUGCAAGUCAAAUUGCUGUUUGUAGAAAUGAAAUCUGAAUACUGUGUAUUCUAGUUGUAAUCAGGCCAUUGUGAACGUCCUAGAGAGAGAGAGAGAAAAAAAAAUAACCGAGAUUUUUGAAAACAAAAAAGAAAAUUGGGGAAAAUGGAGAAGAAAAAUAUGUGUUUUUAGGAUCGUUCCAAGUAUUUUAAUGACGUAAAGUUAAGAUGAAAUUAGGCGAAAUAUGCGAAUACUUCACACCGACCUCUCAAAUGUAGGAUUAAUAAAUAUGUCUUCAGUGAUUUGAAAAA